AUCUUUGGAGGUUAGUUUUCUUGAUAUACGCGUCUCUUCUCUUUUGUUCAAAUGCUUUUAUUCAUCUCCUAUCACCUCAAGGUCAUUUAGUUAAUUAUUGAAUAAUGGCAACGAGCUCUGGUACAACGAAAACGAAACCAGACAACCCAAACCUAACCAGAUCAAGAUCUCUUGGCAGAAAGCCAAAGCCUGCACCAUCAUCAGAAGCCGAUGGAUCUGACAAGAAGACAGCUGAGAAGCCUGUGCCCAAUUAUCUCAAACCCACAAUCAGCUCCAGACCAGACCCGGUCAAGUUUUUGAAGAAGAACAGCGCUGUCGAAGACAAGCUUCUUCGUAGACGUUCCUUUGAUCGUCCUCCUUCGUCUUUGACUUCAUCAACUUCGUCAACCCAUAAUAAGUCUCUCAACACCUCUCCUGCACGCUCACGUGACAGACCCGUGGUUCCGAGAGAGAAGCCUGCCACUGGUCUGCGCUCUUCAUCUUUCCAUGGAAGCAGCAGCAGAGGCGGUAGAGGAGGCAGCACGGUGAAGUCAGCUCCUGUGGCUUCAAGAGGAUCUCCAGGGGUGAAGAAGAGCGGUCUGAGCGGUGGUAGCUCUUCCAAGAGUAAAAAGGAAGGUUCUGAGAAUGUUCCAAAGAAACCUUUGGGUAAAAAAGAGAUUACCCCGGAAUCUUCUUCUCCUCCUGCGCCUGAACAUAAGGAUGAGGAGGAGAUUGUCAAGGUCAAGACCGAUGUACAAGUUUCUGAGCCGAAAGAAGAAGAUAAAGAUGAGGUUGUACAGCCUGAGGAACCCGGUGAAGAGGAGACCGGUCAAGUGGAUGUGUCCAAAGAAGAAGGUAAAGAUGAGGAUGUACAGCCUGAGGAAUCCGGUGAAGAGAAGGAGACCGGUCUAGUGGAUGCCUCCAAAGAAGAAGAGAAAGGCGAACUGAUCAUCGAGAAUGCAACAGAAGAGCAAACAGAGGAGCAGAAAGAACCAGAGAAUACCGAAGAAAACAACAACAAAGACAAGGAAGAAGUUGAGGAUUACGAGGAGAAUAGCGAGACAGUUGUUACUCCAGUUAUGAAAGAAGCUGAAAAUGUCGAAGAAAGCAAGGAAGAGGAAGACGCAGAAGCUAAAGAAGCGGAGAGCGAAAGCAACAAAGUUGAAGAAGCACCAACAGAAACAAAGGAUCAAGCAGAAGAAUCACCAGAGGAAGGAGCAAAGAAGGAAGUGGUGCAAGGAAAGAAGGAAUCUCCAUCAGCAUACAACGAUGUAAUAGCAAGUAAGAUGCAAGAGAAUAAAAGGAAGAACAAGGUCUUGGCUCUCGCUGGAGCCUUUCAGACAGUUAUUGACUAUGAAACUGCUGCAUCUAAGUGAUAUACAUCUCUGCCUCUAUAUUAUAUCACAUAAGAACUGUGUCAAUUGUUUUUUAAUUGUUUUCAUUGUUAAUUUUGUUUCUUGUUUUGGUU
This is a messenger RNA of Brassica oleracea var. oleracea, 1447 nucleotides long. Its product is annotated as arginine and glutamate-rich protein 1-like. The coding region runs from base 105 to 1355 and encodes 416 amino acids. The transcript is spliced from 2 exons. The record is from RefSeq and is a predicted model, not a curated record. NCBI's taxonomy places the organism in Eukaryota, Viridiplantae, Streptophyta, Magnoliopsida, Brassicales, Brassicaceae.